Alligator mississippiensis (American alligator) is the source of this 3488-nucleotide messenger RNA. It is a transcript of the gene MCAM, whose product is annotated as melanoma cell adhesion molecule. The transcript is spliced from 17 exons. NCBI's taxonomy places the organism in Eukaryota, Metazoa, Chordata, Crocodylia, Alligatoridae. The record is from RefSeq and is a predicted model, not a curated record. Gene Ontology annotation, biological process: angiogenesis. Gene Ontology annotation, cellular component: plasma membrane. Bases 65 to 1972 code for a protein of 635 amino acids.
CCCGUGACGUCAGCCCGGCGCGGGUCCGGCCGCUCCGCUCCGCCGCAUUGUGCGGGCGCGGACCAUGGCUGCGCGCGGGCUCCUGCUGCUGCUGCUGCCGCUGCUGCGCGGGUAUGCUAGCAAGGUGGAGGUGUCCAUGCCCAGUGUGGUGGAGGUGGACCUGGGCCACACGGCCAUGCUCCCCUGCAGUUUCUUCAUCCUCCCAGACAGCAACAUCACCUACAUCCACUGGUCUUAUAUCACCCGCAGCAGCCGCAUCAGGAUCUACUCCUGGGUGCAAGGCAAGGAGUUCGUGGAGGACUCGCCCUACGUGGGCCGUGUGAGCAUGGAUGACACCUUCACCCUGGCCAUCACCCAAACCACGCUGCAGGAUGCCCGUGUCUUUGUGUGCCAGGUCGGGGCAGGCAGCCUGGGCGUGGGCGAGAACCGCACCGAGCUCCGUGUCUACAAGGCCCCGGAGCCUCCUGAAAUCCAUGCGAAUGAAGCCGGUAUCUCUGUGGGCACUAGAGAGAGCCAAGAGAUCGCCGAGUGCGUCGUCCGCAACAGCUUCCCGGGGCCCAAUAUCACGUGGCUGAAGGAUGGGCACCGCCUGCACCCGGAGGACGACAAGGUGAAAAUCAUGGACACGCGGACGCAGGAGGCCAGUGGGCUCUUUACCGCCAGAAGCCGGCUCCUUGCCCACGUCACCCGCCAGGACCGCCAUGCCUACUUCCAGUGCCAGGCCCACUACCUCCUCUCGGGGGGGGACCGCCAGGCUCAGUCGCCCAAGGUCCAAGUCCACAUCUUUUACCCCACGGAGAACGUGAGCCUGGUCAUCGACGCCCCGCGCCCGCAGGUGAAGGAGGGCGACCACGUCACGCUGCACUGCCAGGGUGACGGGAACCCACCACCCGAAUACUCCUUCUUCCGAGUGCAGAACAACACAGCGACAGGGGAGGAGGAGGAGCAUGAGCUGUUGGGCAAGGUAGACAAAGGUGUGCUGAGCCUGGGCAAGGUGCACAAGGAGUACACUGGUCACUACCGCUGCAAGGGCCUGGACCUGGACACCAUGGAGACCUUGACGGCCGACGCCGAGCUUGUCGUGAACUAUAUCGAGGGGCUGAAGGUGACAAAGGAGUCACCUGAGCCAGUGUUGGAGGGGCACAAUCUCACCCUGACCUGUGAGGCGCGAGGCUCCCGGCCUCUGGCCUUCCACUGGCACAAAGACAAGAAGGGGAAAGCGCUGGGCUCCGGGCCGCAGCUGCAGCUCAGCAACGUCAUGCGGGAGGCUGCGGGCAACUACAUCUGCGAGGUCACCAUGCCCGGCGUGCAGGGGCUGUCCCGCAACAAGCAGGCGCUCGUCGUGGUUUACGGAAAGCCGCAGGUGAGCGUGGAGGAGCCAGGGGUGCCCGUGCAGGAGAAUGAGCUGGUGACCCUGACAUGCAUAGCCUUGGCGCAGCCUGAGCCCUCCAUCACCUGGAGCGCCAACGGGACGGUCCAAAACCGCACGGAGAACUACAGCGUGGUCAGCAACCUGACGGUGCAGGUCACCAGCAAACUGAUGCGCUCGGGCAUCAACUGCACGGCCACCAACUACCUGGGCGUGGUCACACACCACAUCCACCUGGAGCGCAGGAUGACGCCAACGACACCAACAACGACAGCGCCCGCAGGCAACACGACCAUGGAGACCAUCAAGAAAGAGCAGAAGCCCCGGGAGAGCAAGGGCGUGAUCAUCGUGGCCGUCAUCGUGUGCAUCCUGGUGCUGGCCGUGCUGGGCGCCGUCCUCUACUUCCUGCACAAGAAGGGCAAGAUCCCGUGCGGCCGCACCGGGAAGCAGGACAUCACCAAGCCUGAUGCCCGUAAAGACGAGGUUGUAGUUGAAGUUAAGUCAGAUAAGCUUCCUGAAGAGGCGGGGCUGCUGCAGGCCACCAACGGCGACCAGAAACCUGCUGGGGACCAGGGCGAGAAAUACAUCGAUCUGAGACACUAGUGAGGCAGCUGCAGAGUGCUUUCCCCUCCAGACUUUCCCCGCUCCUGGAUCGCCGCCUCCCACCCCUGCUCCAGCCCCCCGGGAGCGUGGCCAGAGCCCGAUGCAUCCCAGCGCCCAGACUGCCCCGCAGGGACGAGCCCUCACUGCUCCGGCCAAGGAUUUGACCGAUGGCAGAAGAGCCGCAGCGCACCUGGACUUGCUCACCCCUCCGGGGGCCAAAGAUGGCCCCGCUGGCCUGAGGAGGGAGCACCUAAUGCCCAGCACAGUUGUGGGGAAGGAGCAGAUGCCUUUCACCCACCGCUUGCAGUAGGUGAGCCCCCCUCACCCCUUCAGGCAGGCUCAGAGCGGAGGGCUGCUUCGCCAAUCGAAGCCCCUCAAAGAGACGAACAACCCCCUCGAUGAGCAGGCUCAGGUCAGUCCCUGGCGCUCGGACGCGGGGCGGAUCCCAGCUGGGGCCAUCAUGCCCGAAUCGCGAGUUCCCGCAGCGCUCCCUCCGACUGCUCUCGUCCCGUCAGGCUCAGACUCGGCAGCUCCUGCCGGUGAAACGCAGGGGUGGUUUCCCCGUCCCCGCCUCCCCCAGCGAUCCCCUUGAAAACGGAGCUGAAAGGACACGGGCGGGAGCUCUGGGCCAUUCCAUGCACGGAGGCUUCAGGAGAGGUUGGGUAUAACGAUGCUUUAGCACAAGGCAACGGCUGCUGGUCCCACUGCAGCACUGCUGGGCUGAGAGGCUGGCCCGUCUCCCUGCAGACUUGGGGGUGCGCGGUGGCUGGCAGAGACAGCUGGGUCUGAAAUCAAGGAGGUGCGUGGUUCCUUGAAGUCCCUUAGUGCUUCUUACAGGGCUCCAAGGGGCUUUUUUUUUUAACAUCCAUCCCUGGGUUGAGCUCUCCAUCACAGGCCCGCUUUCUGGCCAGGCAGAUGGGGGCCCACACAUGGCUAAGAAGGGAAACUGGCCGACCCGAGCUCCUUCCCGAAACCCUGAACUGGUGCUACAUAACCCUGGUACCAAAUAGAGUGAACCCGCCGCCUUAACAUAUACCGCCGUGGCUUCAGGUGCCCAGCAGCUCCCCGGGAGAGCGCGCCAGGGCCAGACCCCUCCUCCCCUGCCCAUCCUAAGGGGUGAGCCCCUCACUUUCCCAUCCCAGCCCUAGAGCAGUGAACCGAGUUGUAGGACUCCUCGAAGCACACCCCUGUCUGCUGCUCCCCGGCAGUGCCUUCCCCAGCCUCCACCACUUCAGCAAACAGCCUUACCGUAACACUGGGCAAGCGUGCACUGCUCCUGUCCUAAGCACCUGCUCCCCUCCGUGGCUAGCGGGACCCUCCACCGGCGCAGAGCCAACCAGCCCCUGCCCGAAAGGGCGCACUGUACUCACGAGCUAGCCCAGUCCGGGACGCAGCAGCAGCAGCUUUGGUUUAUAUAUAUAUUUUUGUUGGGUCAUGUGUAAAUUUAAGAGUUUGUUUGAUAUUUGCAGGGGGUUUUUUUUUAUAUCUGUGAAAAUAAAAAGCCUAACGACUUCCA